AGCUGUCCCGGCACAGCCUGCACUGAGGAACUUUGCAGUGGAGGCAGCCUCAGCGCCCCCGACGCUACUGUCCCGCCCAGGCUGCAGGUCCGCAGGGCGCUCGCGUGGGCCUCAGGCGGCUGGAGCCCGGGACUGCGGAAUCUGUGCCUGCGGGUGCCGGCGCGGUCCCCAGCCCGGGAGAGCGCUCCCCCCGCGCCCGCCGCGCGCGCCUUCGCCGCCGGCCCGCGCGCUCUCCCGCCGCCGCCGGAACAUGGCCGCGCGCCCCGCCGCCGCCCUCGCCUGGUGGCUGCUGCUCUUGUGCCCCGCGCUGCUACGCGGCGGCUGCGGGGCGCGCUUUGCGGCCGAGCCCGACCCCGAUCCCGAGGAUGGUGAGGAGGAACCGCAGCCGCUCCCGGAAUCACCCCUGCAGAGGCCCACCGUGCUAGUGGCGCUGCUGGCUCGCAACGCCGCGCACACGCUGCCGCACUUCCUCGGCUGCCUGGAGCGGCUGGACUACCCCAAGGGCAGGAUGGCCAUCUGGGCAGCCACGGAUCACAAUGUGGACAACACAACGGAGAUCCUCAGGGAAUGGCUGAAGAGUGUGCAGCGAGACUAUCACUAUGUGGAGUGGAGGCCCAUGGAGGAGCCUGAAUCUUACCCUGAUGAAAUUGGACCAAAGCACUGGCCAAGCUCUCGGUUUGCCCAUGUUAUGAAGCUCCGACAGACUGCUCUUCGGACCGCAAGGGAGAAGUGGUCAGACUACAUCCUGUUCAUUGAUGUCGACAACUUCCUGACUAACCCGAAGACUCUUAGUCUGAUGAUUGCAGAAAACAAAACCAUUGUGGCCCCCAUGUUGGAGUCUCGGAGUCUCUACUCUAAUUUCUGGUGCGGAAUCACACCAAAGGGCUUCUAUAAACGGACCCCUGACUAUCUCCUGAUCAGAGAGUGGAAGAGGCAGGGCUGCUUCCCUGUGCCCAUGGUCCACUCCACGUUCCUUAUCGACCUGAGGAAGGAGGCAUCUGAGAAACUUGCGUUCUACCCCCCACACCAGGACUACACCUGGACCUUUGAUGACAUCAUUGUUUUUGCCUUCUCUAGCCGGCAGGCAGGUAUCCAGAUGUAUCUCUGUAACAGAGAGCACUAUGGCUACCUGCCCAUCCCCCUGAAGCCUCAGCAGACCCUGCAAGAGGAUGUGGAGAACCUCAUCCACGUGCAGAUCGAAGCCAUGAUUGACCGUCCUCCAAUGGAGCCUUCCCAGUUUGUCUCGGUGGUUCCUAAGUAUCCUGACAAGAUGGGAUUUGAUGAGAUCUUCAUGAUAAACCUCAAGCGCAGGAAGGACCGGCGGGAUCGGAUGCUGCGGACCCUGUAUGAACAGGAGAUCGAGGUCAAGAUCGUGGAGGCUGUGGAUGGAAAGUCGCUCAACACAAGUCAGCUGAAGGCCCUGAAUAUCGAGAUGCUACCUGGCUACCGAGACCCCUACUCCUCCAGGCCCCUGACGCGGGGGGAGAUCGGCUGCUUCCUCAGCCACCACUCUGUCUGGAAAGAGGUGAUCGAACGGGAGCUGGAGAAGAGCCUGGUGAUCGAGGAUGAUGUGCGUUUUGAACAUCAGUUUAAGAAGAAGCUGAUGAAGCUGAUGGACGACAUUGAGCGCGCCAAACUGGACUGGGAGCUGAUUUACAUUGGCAGGAAGAGGAUGCAAGUGAAGGAGCCGGAAAAAGCAGUGCCUGGGGUGGUGAACCUGGUAGAAGCUGACUACUCCUACUGGACGCUGGGCUACGUCAUCUCCCUGGAAGGGGCCCAGAAGCUGGUUGGAGCCGAUCCUUUUGGGAAGAUGCUGCCUGUGGAUGAGUUCCUGCCCAUCAUGUACAAUAAGCAUCCUGUAGCCGAGUACAAGGAGCAUUAUGAGUCCAGGGAUUUGAAAGCCUUCUCUGCCGAGCCAUUGCUCAUCUACCCCACACACUACACCGGCCAGCCUGGCUACCUGAGUGACACGGAGACCUCCACCAUCUGGGACAACGAGACAGUGGCCACCGACUGGGACAGGACCCACUCCUGGAAGUCACGCAAGCAAGGCCAGCUCCCCAGCAGCGCCAAGAACACGGAGGCCCUGCCACCCACUGCCCUGGACACAACGCCGCCCAGGGAUGAUCUCUGAGGCCCCCAGUGUGUGGAGGCCUGGCUGUCUGCUCAGCAGUCUCCUGGGUCAUGGCACUGCACCAAAGGGGUUUGAUGGGAAGGGUCAAGAUUCAUUUAUCUCCACAGGGGAGGAGAAUGGGAAAGCGAACCCCCAGUUUCUGGAGAUGGCUAGAUGAGAGACAUCAUGGCAGUUACCAUUUAGACAGCAGGCCUGAGCCCUAUCCACAACCUGUGUGCUAUAGCUCCCACUUUAGGGCUGGACCACCAACUUGGCCAAAGGGGCAGGAAUCAUACCAGUAAGUGGGUGGGCAAGGCAACCAGGCCCCCAGAUCUUGGUCUCUGUGCUCCAGCUGGAGCUCACUAGCAGGCAUGAGAGCUGUGACCUUGUUUCUAACAAGUUAGGGGCAUCAGGAGGAGGGGAAGUCAGAUCACUGAAAUACAUUGGGCUUUUUACGUAAAGGAAUUCUGUCCUGAGCCAUGCUGCAGAGAGAGCUAUCUUUUUCUUUUUUUCUUUUUCUUUUUCUUUCUUUCUUUUUUUUUUUUUAAUCUUAACCUCCUUAUCCACUAGGGAUGUUUAGAUCUGUCUAGACUUGGCCUUGACUCUCGUGGCAACUGUGAGAAGUGUCCAGAUGUCCACGUCGAUGUAGUUCAUAGAUGUUUGAGGGUAUGUAGAUAUUUGAUAGGACACAUUGGCUUGGGCUUUUACUUUUAAAAAAAAUAUAUGGCCACUUGGGUUUGGAUGCUCUAUUUAUGAAGAUAAAUUAAUAUAUUGAGGGGUCGGGGUUGGUGUAUGAGAGCUGUCCUGGGUCCCGAUGCUCUAUAUCCCAUGCCCUCCCCCCACCCUGAAGCUAGAAUCACAGCUGGGAGUUUUCUGAGACCCUGUUAAAAGGCAGAACACAUUUUCAGGUAACUGACCUCACCGGGGUUUUUCAUUCCAUUUUGAAUUUUCUAUUUUGCAAACCAUGGGGGGGGGGGGAAAUGGGUAAGUCCCAGGCUACUCUGGCCCCUGGAGGGUGGUCAGUGCAGACAACUGGGCUCAGUGUUCUGACCCCUCAACAUGCCCCCCCCAGGGAAUCCUCUGCAGGGAGGCCUGAUAGGACACUCCACAAUCAACUGGAAGGAGCUGCUUCUCCACUUCCAGUGAGAGAGAGCCCUUGUUGCAAACAUGGAUGGACAUUCAAGAUUCCUUACAACCAGGAGGCUCUCUGAGGCAGCGUCCCGGGCACACAGCCCCUCCUUCUUAGGAGACAAGUUUUCUAUAAAAUGGAUUUGGAUUUCGCUGUGGCCCCCAGCUCCAUCUUCUGCUCUGAGGGUCUCUGUUGUGGGUCACCCUUAGAUUGGUGUUCUUCACACGGCCUCCUGCCAGAAGUGGUCUCCAGCCCUGUCCUCAGUACUCAGACCCAACACCGCCAGGUUGGUCUCUGCACCCAGCCUGGGUCCCCAGGGUGACUUCAUGGAUGACAUUCCUUACGUGGACAUGCCAACAGAACAGGGAACAAGACCUUGGCUGGUGCCACCUUUUAGUACAUAGAACUUUGUCAGAGCUUGACUUUCUUUCUCUGAUGGGGUGGGAAAUGCUGGGAUAUUGGGAGUACAGGGAGACUUGAGUUGAUUUUUGGGUGCUUUUGUUUAAUGGAGAACUUCUAUUUUCUCCCCCCGCCCCAAUCAGCUGGUCUGAUGGGAGUAUGAAUUCUCACUCUUAAAGGACAUUGGUGUUUAAUUCUGGAAUUGUCAAUUAGGACUGCUAACUGUGAAUAGAUUGGCGCUGUCAGCCGGCCUCUGCUGCUCCCUGCUGGUCUGGAAUCGCAAGCCUGGCUCGUCUGCUGGGAAAAUUGUGGACAGUAGUCAGCAUCUCAGAACCCCAGGUCUCUUAAGAGCUUUACCCUUCCUACUCCCCUCUCCUCUGAAGACCUUUGUUCUGUGCAGGUUGGAACUUCUGUCCUACAGGGCACCUGCUCUCGACCUCUGUGAAUCAAUCCCCUUCUGUCUACACACACCCUGACUCUGCGGUGCUGGCACUGCUGGCUGCAGCUGAGUGGCUGAAGUCUUGCGAGGGUGGGGUGGUAUGAGGGGUGUCACACCACAUGGACUUGACCCUGGGGUCAUAAGACCCACGACAGGAACUCUGAAAACCAGAGAGGCACUCAGCUUCUCCUGCGUUUAAGACACCGGGUCUCUCCUGAGUUGGGGAGGUAAGAGCCCAUUUGCCUUCUAGAGCUUUGUGUGAAAAAUUAAAAAAGCAAAACAACAAAAAA
Erinaceus europaeus (western European hedgehog) is the source of this 4370-nucleotide messenger RNA. RefSeq names its product collagen beta(1-O)galactosyltransferase 2 (gene COLGALT2). Gene Ontology annotation, molecular function: procollagen galactosyltransferase activity. The transcript is spliced from 12 exons. Lineage: Eukaryota; Metazoa; Chordata; Mammalia; Eulipotyphla; Erinaceidae. The record is from RefSeq and is a predicted model, not a curated record. Bases 251 to 2134 code for a protein of 627 amino acids.